Messenger RNA from Schistosoma turkestanicum, 7236 nucleotides. The record is from the annotation of a GenBank genome assembly. NCBI's taxonomy places the organism in Eukaryota, Metazoa, Platyhelminthes, Trematoda, Strigeidida, Schistosomatidae.
CAAGUACUUGGAUAGUUCCGAAGGUUAUUUUACACCUCGAGAAAUAUAAGUGCGUGGAUUAUAUGUCGUUUGGGAUAUUUAUUGCUUAUAUUAAAAAACUAUCAACCUGGUUGGAACCAAGCUAACGCGGUCAAACCGCCGCAAAACCACUAACUUAGAACCUAACCCCAGUUCAUCUCCCCAAGUAUCUUCCUCCAAUGCAGCUAGCUUGCCUCCCACAUUUAGAAUGGUUCGGCCUCGCUCUAGCAUUGGUCCCAGUGAUCGUACCACUAAAGAAAGACCCGUUAGUUCAGGACCUGAUAUGUUUAGCCUAUUCAAGAGAGGCUCAGUCAAGGAUGUAAAUCAUCCAGAAUGUGUAAAGGAGGAAGAUGGCUCUGUAGAUGGAUCAUCUCAUGAUUCUACUACUGCUAAUAGUAAUAAUAAUAAUACGAAUAACAGUAGUAGCAGUGGUAGUAGUAGCAGUAGUAGUUCUAAAUCAUUAUCUCGAACAUCUCUCCCUAGUUAUUCUAAAUCUAUUCCUACGUCAAGUAAAAAAAUUACCGGUAAUCUCAAGGAUCAGUUAACAUUUUCCAGUAGUACACCACCUCCUGGUCAUGUGCUGGGUAGAAAUUUCGAAGAUGAAGGUGACAGUGAUCUUAGCAAUGCAAACGAUCUUGUUCAUUUAUCAUCAGAAUUCGAUGACGCAACAUCAGUAUUGAAAAGUCCGGCUAAAUGUGCUAUAUUUAUCGACUACUUGUUUUCGCAUAAACGAGAUCCUACGUGUACGCUUUUCCACAUUGUCAAUCAAUACUUUCAACGAUCAAUGGUUUCAUCCAAAGAAUUAUUGAAAGAUGAAAAACGUGUUGGUCUUGAGAUAUUUACAACAUUCUUGCAUGAUAAGUCUCCCUUACGUUUAGAUGUACGAAUUCCAAUUGUAUUGAAAUCAUUCGAUUUUAAUGAAUGCUCAAAAUUGUUCAAUUCUGUUGAUCAACAAUGUUUGAAUCAGAUACAAGUACAAGUAUCUAAGUUAGCUGAAGCAAUUAAUCUGGGUAUGGAUACAUGGUGUCUUUCAGAACCAAUCGAUUUCGUUUUGUCUCGCAAUAAAGAAGAAGAAUUAGCAUGCUUCGAAUCGCGUCUAAGUAGUUAUCUCGAUGCGUUGCAUCAACUAUUUACCGGAAGUUGUACAGAGAAUCAAAUCGCUCUUAGCAUAUGUCGAUUACCAACCACAUCUGCGUCAGUUACAUGUGAACAAAUCGCUCAGGCAAUCACUACUUGUUUGGUUACAGCUCACCGGUAUUAUUCUAUGUCCCACUUAUCAAGUGCCGAUUAUCCUGAGACUAGAGAUUCUGGACAUUCUAUUAGACAUAGUCUUUUUGCAAGGUCUUUUGAAAAUUUAACUUCAUCAGCGUUGGGCAAUGCAGUUGGUUUAGGUAGUGUAUCAGGAAGCAUUGGAAGUGGAUUAUCAUCUGCUGGUUCACAUUUAUGGACAAAAUUAACUCCAUAUUGUGCUAAAUCGAAACAAAAAUCUCAUUCUUUGCUCAAUCGUAAAACUAAAUGGUCUCACAAAGGUCAUUCGUUUUAUGAAUACACUUAUGAACGUGUUGUUAAUUGUGGUGUAUGUGGAUUGUUAUUAUGGGGACUCAAUUCACAAGGUUUUAAUUGUAAUAAUUGUGAUCUAUUUUUACAUUCAAAAUGUAAAAAUGGUAUUCGAGAUCAUUGUAGUAAAGAAGGACGUAGAACAACGGGUUCUGUAUCUGGAAAUGUCUUAACUGGUAUGCUUGGUAGUAUACCAAAUUUAACGAUGGAUACAUAUAUUCCAAGCAACAUACCGAACCAAAUAUCUUUGAAUUCCAAUCUAAUUGGUUCGACUGAUCGUAUUUAUCAAAAUUACACUACUCGUCGACGUUGUGGCUCUGAUACACGACAUAGACAGAAGAAAACUAAUACACUAAAAGAUUUUCAUCUCUUACCUUCAUUUCUUCAUCGUAACAUUGAUGCUAACUCAGUUGAUAAUCCACUGGACGUUGUUGCUUCUCUAGAUGACACACUCAAUUCAUCGUGUCAAGAUUACACUUAUAGUUCUGGACUGAAUGAAACCUCGUCAAUAUCAGGUAAUGGAUGUGGUGACACAUCUGUCAAUUUUUCUUCACCAGGAUUAUCGAAACGUGAUUCAGUUUCAUCAUUGUCAGCUACGUCUAGCUGUCAAAGUCCUACGUGUUCUCAUCCACAAUCUGGUAUUGAUCAAACAGAAGGAAUAAAAUGGAAUAAAGAGGAAUCCGGGAUUGCGAAUAAUAAUCCGCGUUAUGUAAAACAAAUGAAAAAUCUGUACGAAGGAAGUGAAAUAAUACAAGAAACAAUUCCAACAUCUCGAAGUGAUAGUAUCGUUUCAAAUAUUUCUUCAAAUUUACCGACACCAAGUAGCACGGGUUCAUGUGAUCGUGCACCCGAAGCAUUAUCAUCACCAGCUUCAUCAUUGUUCAGUAUUUCUGCAUCGAAUAUCAAUGACACUGUACGUGAAUUAGUUACCACAGAUUGGAGUGAUGAUCCAGAAAUGAUUGCAGGAGCAAGUUUUGAAGCAGCUGUUGAACUACGAGCUCAAUUUCCUAAUUUUCAAAUGGCUAGUAAAGGUCAAAAAAGCGAAGAAUAUGUUCGUACACUAGUUUUAUUGGAAUUUCAUCAGAAAACUCAAUAUAUGGUUCGUCAUUUAAAACAAUAUGAAUAUUUAUUAUUACGUCGUUGGCCUGUGGAACAUGCGAAAUUGGCUAAAAUUCUAUGCCUUGAUCAAAUUCCUAUAUUGAUUAGUCUUUUUCGUAGUCUUGUCACGUGUAUUGAUCAAACAAAAACAGAACAAGGUUAUCGUGGUAUGGCUGAAGCAGUUCUAGCCUGGUUAACUGAUAAUUCAUCAGCUAAUUUAAAAACAUGGGCUCGUCAUUGUCAAGCUCUUUCAUGUUCAAAUAUGUUGGAAAGUGUUCGACAUGCUGUUCGUGAUUAUGUUCGCCGACAUCCAGAUAUUGUGCCUCUAUUACAAACUAGGCAUAAUAAAUUUGUCUUAAUUGAAGGUUUAAAACAGAUGCGAAUUCUCUACUUUAAUUUACCAUUAAUUGCCAAUAAUAUUGCAAAAGAUUUAGAAAAAAAGACUAAAGUAUAUAAAGCUGAAGCUAAAAUUUGGCAACAAAUUCAAUUGAAAUUGGCCAGUUUACCACAAACUAUUGAUAAUGUUUGUAUGCCUCUUGUAAAAAGAAUUAAUCUUGGUCAAUUAUGUACUAGUUUGGAUAAAAAAGAUAUUUUAUCUAAACCACUCCCUGAUUUAUUGCUACCGUUUCAACAUUUACUUCUGAACUUCCCUCGUGUAUUAUUUCAUUAUUGGGUUGUCGCACAUGCUGAAGUAACUGUUGAUAAAUUAACAGCGAAUCGAUCAAAUAAAGUAAAUCAUGAUUAUAUUUGUGAACGAACAGAUAUGUUAGCUAUUCUCUUACACAAUGCACUUAUUUUAAUGGUGAAAGAUAAUGAACGUUACAUUCUACGAAGUUUUAAAGCUGUACGUGAACAAGGCGGUGUUGGUAGUAGCGGAAGCUCCAGUACUUCUGGUGGUAGUGCUGUUGGUGCUGUUGAACGUUUCUCCAGUUUCGGAUCAUCCGGUACAAUUAGCGAGAAAGAUCGAUCUAACCUCAACAAUCUAUCUGGUCAUUCUUCUGUCUCUUCAUGUAGUUCCCUGAGUUCUGCUGUGCCCAAUUCAAAUAUUCAAUCACACGCAAGCCUCGUGUCAGCAGCAGCUAAUGCUGCAGUUGUCAGUAUGACUGAUCGUUCUUCGACAUCUUUGGGAAGUUCAAAACUUGUACCUAUAUUCCCAUUGAUAGAUGUGUUUACUUCAUGUGGUGAAAAAUUUGGUGGUGAUCAUCUAUUAAAUAUUGUCUUUAUGAAACAGACAGUUUUGAUUCGGUUAUUGUUUUCAAAAGAAGAUGAAAGACAAAAUUGGUCAGCUUAUAUACAAGAAAAUAGUGUGACUACACAAAAUAUUGAUCGACAACGUGCACUGAAACCACCGACUUCUGCUGUUGCCUCCUCUUCGUCACCAUCAUCCUCUACUGAAAGUCGAUCAACAGUCGGUAUCACUUCUGAAUCAAUUAUGCCUAAAACUUCAGAUAUUACACCUACCACUACUGAUGAAGCAUCAGUCAUUACUACUGCUCAACCAUCAACGCAAGAUUUAAAAACUUCAUUCGGUAUUCUCUCUGUAACGUCAUCAGCUAUUACAAAUAAUAAUGAUAAAACUAUUUAUUCAUCAGAUAUUAAUAGUAGUGAUAUAAUUAGUCCAAAAGAAGAAUCCACUGGAUUUGUUGAUAAAUUACAAACUUCUAUGAAUGAACUAUUGGAACAAACGCGACAAAUUAUUUGUGAAAAAUACAAUAUAUCUAAAGAAGAAUUAGCCAGUGCAAUGGAUGAGGGUAAUGAUGUGGAAGAUAUAUUGAAUCCUGGAAAAAUUCUGUUGUUCCAGAUAAAAUAUUUUGCAAAAUGCUUUAAUUUAAUAACUCGAACUCUUGCUCCACAAGCUUCAUCAUCUUUUCCAAAUCAAAUGCAAAAUCAUCUUGAAUUUAUAAAUGACGAAAGUAAUCAGGAGUUUGAAAUGUCACUAUGGCAAAAGAAAAGACAAAGUUCUUUGUCAUGGACAGAAGGUUAUCUGGAGUCACUUAGCCGGAAUCCUGUACUAAAUGUUGACAGCAACGAAGUAACUUGCAGUACUGGAUCAGAAAGAUCUCAGUUUGAUGUUGUUAAUUCGCCCUCAAAGGACUCUAACUCCAAAGCUGCACAUUCUUCUCCAAACCUAGUCGGUUCAGAUAGUGAACGUGGUCGUAUAGAGAUUCAAGACAAACGAAAAUCUAAACGUCGAUCAAGGCAGUCUGAAGCAGGUCCUGUUUCGAAUUCAGAUUUUACUUUCUUUGAUAAUCUAUUGAACAAGGAAUUAAUUACAAUGGCACCGGUAUUUGCAAAAUCUGUCAUGUGUUUAUGCAAGUUAACUCAUCAAGACAUAUCGCCAAAUAAUUUAUUUAAAGAAUCUACUAGUACAAGAAAGAGUUUAUCAAGAUCAUCUGUUCAAAUUGAUUCUCAAAUGCAUUGGACUAACGGUAGCAAUGUUGAAUGUCCAGUCAGUGAGAGUAGUGAUGUAGUUGAAGAUGAAGAAGUCAGAACAUUGGAGAAUUCUAUCAUCGAUUUAUCUUGUUCCCAAACAACCGAUACAUUAAAUGAAGCCAAACUUCACACUGAACAGUCAGAUGCAAUACAUAGUGGAUUCAGUUCAUCUGUAGAUCAAGAUUUAAAUGCAGUCGCUGCACAACUUGUGUCUGAUGUGCUGGAAAAUGCCAAAAACUAUUUCUCAGGUCAUGUCAUACAACCUGAUGAUGCAGAACAAAAUGAAGUAAUUGUUAUUCGUGACAGUGGAUGUGCGCCAUCUGCCACAGAUGAGGAUGAUGAUUAUGAUUAUGAUGAGGUUGAUGACGAUGAUGAUCACGUGAAUAAUGAUGAGACAAUCGAAGAAAUAUCCGAAAAUCAUAACGAUAUCUUAACACUAUCUGGAACUAUUUCCACUCCUGACAUUUCAACUCCUAAAUUACUAGAUGUUGCUUCUAUUUUCGAUGAUAUCUCAUUGGAUCGAAACAGUCAGUUAGAUAAGACACCAUCAUUACACGAUGAUUUACUCACUGAUAGUGACACGGUUGAUGUUGAAUCACCAUGUCCUGACAUUUUUACAUCGGAAACUACUACUUCUAUUGAUGCUCCUGCUACCAGUAUUACAACAGCAACCAAAACUAAUACGACUAACACUAAUGCUGCAAUAACAACAAAUAUUGGUCGUAAUGAUUCUCAAAAGUCAACUACUUCAAGUGGAUAUGUAGAUUCUGGUGAUGAUUAGUAGGCAAUAUACAUCGUUUGUAUACCUUUAAACACUUUUUUAACUAAUGCUAUUUGGUUUAUCUAUAAUGAGAUGAUCGCCCUUCAGACAGCUGAUUUAUCCAGUCAUCUAAAUCAUUAUUUUCAUUGCUUGAUUAUGGUAAUCAGAGUAGGAAGAUGAAUAUAUUUUUCGAUCUGGAUUCUAUUUAUGUGCUGUACAAUCUUCCUCUUAAGAAUUUUUUGAUGAACAUGCAUUUUAUUCUUGACGCCGAUUAUUUUCAAGACUUACUAUGUCUUUUAACCAUCAUGCUUGUUUGAAAUAGACAUUGUUUAUGGCGUUGUUCAUCAUGUUGUACACGUACAUGCACAAGCACUUUUGCAUCAGGUAUGCAUAUGUACCUUUGUGUUUGUAUUUGUAUGCGUGUGUGUUUUUUUAUCAUGUUUAACGGAAUAAUUUAGUUUAUUACUCCUUUUCAAAUGACAUUGUAGUUUUUUGUUUCAAUUAUUCCUUGAAAAUUAAAAUUUAAACAUUAUGUGCCUUCCAUUUUAAAUCGUUCGAUUCUUUCCAAAUAUUUGUAUUCAAAAAAAAAAAAAAAAUAAACAUGAUUGUAUUAUAUUUGGAAAAUGUGUUUAUGUUUGUGUUUGUGAUAAUCAGCAACCUGUUUUUAUUUUACAAAAAUACAUGCAAACACUCGAAAAUAAACAUCUAAUGUUUAUAUUAUUCAUUCUCAAUACAUAAUUUUUGUUUAAAAACAAUAUGUAUCAAUGUACACACGUGGAUCGUGUGAUUUUAUAAAUUUGUGUGUAAAUACACUAAUCCUGUUUUCAGUGGAGACACUAUACUACAACUAUACUCAUUAAAAUAGAAUAUCUUCAUUGUGCCCUGAACUUAUUCAUUACAAAUGUUUAGCUCACCAUAAUUUGAUGGUUAUAUUUUUAUUUCCUGCUAAGGUAUACAUAUACAUAAGCAGUAUUAACACGGAAGCGUAAUCGGUACACUGUUUGCUUUUGUUUUCAUGUUUUCCUAAUUUCCAAGAAGUUCAAUCUUGUAAUCUAUUUCCGCUUCAUUUUUGAAAAUAAAACAAAAGUGACUUUCUUUAAGUUAUUUUUCUUGUAUAUCAUGAAAUAUAUUCUUUCUUUCUAUGGAACUAAUAAAAGUGUUAAAUUCUUAAAGAUUGUAAGAAAUAUUUUUACUUAUAUGGAUUGUUUUGUUUUAGAGUGAUCUUCUUCCUCAUGUCUGAUAUAAUUUAUGUUCUUAUUUUAUUCUGUUGAUUCAGUCAAUAAUUGACCUGGUUGAUUUGAAUAUAUAAAAUACGAGUAAAUUGUAAAUCCAUUAUUUGUUUUUCAAGGAAAAAUAAAUAUUUGUGAGAA